AUGGCUGGACCUAAUAGUUCUUCUUCGGGUCCAACGCCUCGCACAAAGGCCCGACCUCCACCGUUCUACCUGCCUUUGAAUGUCACGCUAUAUCUAUGCCUUGUUGUCAAUAUCCUAGCGGCUUUAUUCGCUCCGAUUCAAGACUGCGAUGAGGUCUUUAACUUCUGGGAGCCGACCCAUUACCUCCAACACGGAUAUGGCCUUCAAACAUGGGAGUACUCGCCGGUGUACUCAAUUCGAAGCUGGCUCUACGUGUCACUUCACGCUUUUGUGGGCAAGCUGGCAUCUCCUUUCGUCAGCACAAAGUCUGCUGAGUUCUAUGUUAUCCGAAUCUUCCUCGCCCUACUCUGUGCCGCAUGCCAGACCCGAUUAUACUCUGCCAUCUGUCGAGCCCUCAACCCUCGCAUCGGUCUGAUCUUCCUGAUGGUCUCCAUAUUCAGCCCCGGCAUGUUCCAUGCAGCAACUUCCUUCUUGCCGUCCUCAUUCACCAUGUACACAUCUAUGCUGGGCCUAGCUGCCUUCUUGGACUAUAAGAAUGGACCCAAAACGGCCCAGGGGAUUAUGUGGUUCGGUCUCGGGGCAGUUGUGGGCUGGCCAUUCGCCGGAGCUCUUAUUUUGCCUAUGAUUGUCGAGGAGAUCGUGAUCUGCUUUUUCGCCGGGUCCCUGGGAUCUCUUUUCUACAUGAUAUUCGAUGGAGCUCUCCGAUGCCUUGCAAUUGUGGGCCUUGAAAUGGCAGUUGACUAUGCUUUCUUCCGAAAGAUUGCGCUCGUGCCCUGGAAUAUUGUUGCAUACAAUGUUUUCGGUGGCCAAGGCAAAGGUCCUGAGAUCUUCGGUACCGAGCCGUGGACGUUUUAUAUUCGGAACCUCCUCUUGAACUUCAACGUCUGGUUUGCUCUAGCUCUGUUUUCCGGUCCGCUGCUUAUCAUCCAAGCUUUAUUCCGGUCUCAUACAACAUCCGUUCAGGCCGUUUUACGCUCUAUAACUCUAACCGCGCCUUUCUACAUGUGGUUUGGCAUCUUUACUUCGCAACCACACAAGGAGGAGCGCUUCAUGUACCCCGCGUAUCCCUUCAUCGCUCUUAAUGCGGCCCUCGCUUUCCACAUAAUUCUCUCCUAUCUUGGGUCAAGCAACCCAAAGGAGGUUAUUGGUCGCUUGCCAGCCAAACUCAAGCUCGCCGCGGUCCUGUCUGUCGUUUUGGUGGCCUUCAAUGCAGGAAUGUUACGUAUUCUUGGAAUGGUCACGGCAUAUAACGCCCCCUUGAAGGUUUUCUCGCCGUUACAAGAGGUGGGUGUAACCCACGCUGGGGCAUCCGUCUGCUUCGGUAAAGAAUGGUAUCGAUUCCCAUCUUCAUACUUCUUGCCACACGAUAUGCGGGCCAAGUUUAUUCGGAGUGAAUUCAACGGUCUGCUUCCUGGCGAGUUCCCUGAUGCUCCAAACGCCCUUGGUCGGCUAGAGGGUGCCUCACAGAUCCCGUCUGGCAUGAACGAUCUCAAUGAAGAGGACCUAGACAAAUAUAUCGACAUUUCACAAUGCUCUUUCCUAGUUGAUUCCCACUUCCCAAACCGUGAAGCAACCAAACUAGAGCCCCACUACGUCUUAGAUGAAUCCCAGUGGGAACACAUCUCUUGUGCAAGCUUCCUAGAUGCGUCGCAAACAAGCCUGCUAGGUCGAUUGAUCUGGGUUCCCGAUCUACCUUUUAUUCCAUAUCAGUUCCAGCGGAAAUGGGGCCAAUAUUGUCUCCUCCAGCGUCGAACUGACACAAGCAAUGCAUAG
Messenger RNA from Penicillium waksmanii, 1773 nucleotides. Its product is annotated as dolichyl-P-Man:Man(6)GlcNAc(2)-PP-dolichol alpha-1,2-mannosyltransferase. The transcript is spliced from 4 exons. The record is from RefSeq and is a predicted model, not a curated record. Gene Ontology annotation, molecular function: alpha-1,2-mannosyltransferase activity. Gene Ontology annotation, cellular component: endoplasmic reticulum membrane. NCBI's taxonomy places the organism in Eukaryota, Fungi, Ascomycota, Eurotiomycetes, Eurotiales, Aspergillaceae. The coding region runs from base 1 to 1773 and encodes 590 amino acids. Gene Ontology annotation, biological process: protein N-linked glycosylation.